CAGAGAAUGCUGGGGAGGCUGGGAACCCUAUGGGCUCUCACGGUGGAUCUGACCUGUGCUUCUCCCACAGGACUCUGAUGGAGGAGCUCAUCUCCCUGAGGAUGCAGAAGCUGGAUCAGCAGUGGCAGCUAUUUGAGAAGAAGCAACGACGGAAACGCCGCGAACCACUCAUGGUUCAGUCCAAUCCGGAUGUUUCCUUGCGGUACCGGCGAAUGCAGUCGGAGCACUUUGCUAGCCACAAAGGCCCUGCUCUCCGAGAAUGCAUGUCGGAGGAAUAUCCGGACUCUGGCUUCCACAGUGCCCUAUGCGCCCCUGUGAACUGCGGUGGAGAUGGCACCAGCGAGCUCGGGGCCCUGGGGCGGCCUGCACAAGCUGAUAACCUGGAGACCCGGGACCCCAGUUCUCCACAGUUUGGCCUCAUGAGGAUGCCAAGAGCCCAAAGUCCUUACCACCAGAGUGAGCCCCAGGAUGUGGAAGCUGAAUACCACCAGUCCAGAUGGGGAUCAGCCUAUGGAAUGGAUGGUGACAGGAAAAGUCAUGGAGACCUGAUAUUCUGCAAGGACACAGACUCAGAAGAGGAGGAAGAGGAAUCGCACUAUUUGGAAAUUAACUCCCAAGCAGCAGAGGGCCAGGAGACAGUGCCAAGGGACCUGGAAGGUGGGGACAGCCAUGAUGUAGGGACCAUGAACAGUUUGCCACCUCUGGACCUGGGCCCUCAGCCAGGAGAGAACCUGAGGGAAUACAUGCUGCGGCCGACGCUGAAGGGCCACGUAGUGCAGUGCUGCAUCCACCGGAACCAGCAGGGCCUGGAGAAGGGCUUGUUCCCUGUGUACUACCUCUACCUGGAGGCGGCCGAAGGCUGGAAGCGCUUCCUCCUGGCUGGGCGCAAGAGAAAAUGGAGCAAAACCGCUAAUUAUCUCAUUUCCUUGGACCCGAUGGAUCUGUCUCGGGAUGGGGACAAUUUUGUAGGCAAAGUCAGGUCCAAUAUCUUGGGCACCAAGUUUGUCAUUUUUGACAAUGGGGUGAAUCCUGAAGACUCAAACUCACUCCUGGAUAGGAGCCACAUUAGACAGGAGCUGGGGACUGUGUGUUACGAGACCAAUAUCUGGGGAACUCGGGGGCCUCGAAAAAUGACUGUGAUCAUCCCAGAAAUUAACGACGAACACCAGAGAAUCAGAGUCCAGCCAGAAACCGAAGAGGAAUCAAUACUGAGUCGCUUCGAAAGAGGCAUCAGGCAGGGGCUGCUCCUACUGCAAAACAAAACACCGGUGUGGAGUGACGAGAACGACGCCUUCGUGCUCAAUUUUCACGGGCGAGUGACUCAGGCCUCCGUCAAGAACUUCCAGAUCAUCUACCCCAAUAAGCCAGACAAAGUGGUGCUGCAGUUCGGCCGGAUGGGUCCAGAUACAUUCACCAUGGACUUCUGCUUUCCUCUUUCCCCGCUCCAAGCAUUCGCCAUCUGCUUGUCCAGUUUUGAUGGGAAGCUGGCCUGUGCAUAAUUCAAUAAAAUUGUUUCUCUGGUU
Cavia porcellus (domestic guinea pig) is the source of this 1523-nucleotide messenger RNA. RefSeq names its product TUB like protein 2 (gene Tulp2). The transcript is spliced from 10 exons. Gene Ontology annotation, cellular component: cilium. Gene Ontology annotation, biological process: protein localization to cilium. The coding region runs from base 30 to 1499 and encodes 489 amino acids. The record is from RefSeq and is a predicted model, not a curated record. NCBI's taxonomy places the organism in Eukaryota, Metazoa, Chordata, Mammalia, Rodentia, Caviidae.